Messenger RNA from Olea europaea var. sylvestris, 1089 nucleotides. RefSeq lists its product as uncharacterized. The coding region runs from base 1 to 1089 and encodes 362 amino acids. The record is from RefSeq and is a predicted model, not a curated record. NCBI's taxonomy places the organism in Eukaryota, Viridiplantae, Streptophyta, Magnoliopsida, Lamiales, Oleaceae. The transcript has a single exon.
AUGGAUAAAGAGGCUGGGACAGAAACGGAGUCUGAACAACCAACUAACGAGGAGGAUAAAAUGAAAGAAACACCCACAGUGAGAGCACCUAGCCCCGUGAAAGCUUAUGUGCCACCAAUUCCCUUCCCUCAGAGGCUACAGAGAAAGAAAUUGGACAAUCAGUUUGCCAAGUUUGUGGAGAUUUACAAGAAACUGCACAUCAAUAUUCCAUUUGCAGAUGCAAUUGUCAAAAUGCCCAGCUAUGCUAAAUUCUUGAAGGAGAUUCUAUCUAAUAAAAGAAAGUUGGAAGAACAUGAGAUAGUCUGCCUGAACAAAGAAUGCAGUGCAAUUCUAUUGAAAAAGCUACCUCCUAAACUAAAAGACCCAGGGAGUUUCACGAUAUCUUGCACAAUUGGUUCUAAUUAUUUUGAACAUUCUUUAUGCAAUUUGGGUGCUAGUGUUAAUUUAAUGCCUCUCUCUGUUUACAGGUCUCUUGGAUUGGGAGAGGCAAAAUCUACAACAAUCUCAUUGCAACUGGCUGAUAGAUUAAUCAAACGACCGAAGGGGAUUAUUGAAUAUGUGCUAGUCAAAGUUGAUAAAUUCAUUUUUCCAGCUGACUUCAUCAUAUUGGACAUGGAGGAGGAUUCAAACAUCCCUCUAAUCUUAGGAAGACCCUUCUUGGCUACCAGAAGAGCGCUAAUUGAUGUUUACGAUGGAAAUAUGAUUCUUCGGGUGGACAAUGAGCAAGUCAUAUUCAACAUGUUCAAGGCGAUGAAACAUUCACUAACUUCAGACACCUGUUGUCAAGUAGAUGUUCUUGAAGAGUUGGUGGUAGAUACAUUUGAGACAGAGCAUGAAACGGCUCUUUGUGAAGCAAAAAUUGCACAAUCGGGAGCAACAAGUGCAGAAAAAAUUGGACGUGUCUUCAACUUGGCUAAGCAACCAAUAGGAAGAAGACAUUGGCAGUAUGAAUCUCUUGGUGACAACCCUUCACCCCCAGUACCUUCAAUAGAAAAUGCACCCACUCUUGAACUAAAGCCCUUGCCUUCACAUCUCCGUUAUGCAUAUUUGGGAAGAUCCUACAACACUUCCAGUAAUUAUUGCAAAUGA